AUGGCUCGAUCAAAAUGUUUCUUUGAUAUUAAUGUUGAAGAUAAACCAUUGGGACGAAUUAUAUUUCAACUGUAUAAUGAUAUUGUACCUAAAACAGCUGAAAAUUUUCGAGCUUUAUGUACAGGUGAAAGAGGUUUUGGAUAUAAAGAUUCAACUUUUCAUCGAGUAAUUCCACAAUUUAUGUUACAAGGUGGAGAUUUUGAACGACAUAAUGGUACUGGUGGACGUAGUAUCUAUGGAGGUAAAUUUGAAGAUGAAAAUUUUCAAAUUAAACAUACAAAAGAAGGUUUACUUUCAAUGGCUAAUGCUGGUAACAAUACAAAUGGUUCGCAAUUUUUUAUAACAACAGUAGCAACACCAUGGCUUGACAGCAAACAUGUUGUCUUUGGUGAAGUUAUGGAUGGAAUGGAUAUUGUCCGAAAAAUUGAAGCUUUAGGUUCACAAUCUGGUAAACCACAAAAAAGAAUUACAAUCGCUAGUUGUGGAGAAUUAGAUCGUUAA
Molecule: messenger RNA, 501 nt
Organism: Rotaria sp. Silwood2
Lineage: Eukaryota; Metazoa; Rotifera; Eurotatoria; Philodinida; Philodinidae
Source: the annotation of a GenBank genome assembly